Messenger RNA from Manis pentadactyla (Chinese pangolin), 2683 nucleotides. It is a transcript of the gene CLDN17, whose product is annotated as claudin 17. Gene Ontology annotation, biological process: cell adhesion; bicellular tight junction assembly. Gene Ontology annotation, molecular function: structural molecule activity. NCBI's taxonomy places the organism in Eukaryota, Metazoa, Chordata, Mammalia, Pholidota, Manidae. The coding region runs from base 636 to 1310 and encodes 224 amino acids. The transcript has a single exon. Gene Ontology annotation, cellular component: plasma membrane; bicellular tight junction. The record is from RefSeq and is a predicted model, not a curated record.
GUUUUAGUAGAAGUCUUGAAACUAAUAAACAUUUCUCCAUAUCCAAAAGUAUUUAUUAAAACCAGAAUUGAUUAAAUAUAUUAAGAAAAGGUAGCUUAGGUUAGAAGAGAGUAAUAAAUCAUCUAAAUCCAAAGUUUUUUCAGUUGCUUUCCAAAGAACUGAUGAGGCUCUGGUAUUGUGGUCAGCUGUGGCUUAACACGCAUAUUUAUACUUUUACAUUGGAGUGAUUUUUAGACAGGAAGUUUUCAGCUCUGUAAUUAGCAAUCCACAAUGGAAGCUUUGAAACUUAAUUACAGCAUUGUUAAGACAAUAAUAAUAUGAGAAAUACCAAAUUGAAUGCAGUAUUUCUUGACAUACUUCUGGCUACCUUCUUAUUGGCUGGGAACAAUUAUAUAUGACUAGUAAAUAAUCCAUACAGAAAUGAAUGUGUGUGGGCAAAGGCAACAUGCAUUUACAACAGGCACUUCUAGUUAGGCCAAGUUCAGUCCCUGCUGCUGAUUUGGACUAAAAACGUUAUGGGCAGUGACAGCGGAGAAUGUUGUGAGAGACUGCUGUAGACUCACAGAGGCCUCCACGUUCUGGAUUUUGAGCAGCUUCUGCUGUUCCAGAUUGGAUCAGUCUUCAAAGAGAAGGUGAUGGCAUUUUAUCCUCUGCAAACUGCUGGGCUGGUUCUUGGGUUUUUCGGCAUGGUUGGGACUCUUGCCACCACCCUUCUGCCCCAGUGGAGAGUAUCAGCUUUUAUCGGCAGCAACAUUAUUGUCUUUGAAAGGCUCUGGGAAGGGCUCUGGAUGAACUGCAUCCGACAAGGCAAGGCAAGGUUGCAGUGCAAGUUCUAUGGUUCUUUGCUGGCUCUCCCACCUGUUCUAGAAACAGCCCGGGCCCUCAUGUGUGUGGCUGUCGCCCUCUCCCUGAUUGCUCUGCUUAUUGGCGUCUGUGGCAUGAAGCAGAUCCAGUGCACAGGCUCCAAUGAGAGGGCCAAAGCGUACCUGCUGGGGACUUCUGGAGUCCUCUUCAUCCUGACGGGCGUCUUUGUUCUGAUUCCUGUGUCCUGGACAGCCAACAUCAUUAUCAGGGAUUUCUACAACCCAAACAUCCACGUAGGGCAGAAACGAGAGCUGGGAGCAGCACUUUUCCUCGGCUGGGUGAGCACUGCUGUCCUCUUCAUUGGAGGGGGUCUGCUCUGUGGAUUCUGCUUUUGCAACAGAAAGAAGCAAAGGCAUGGAUAUCCAGCCCCUGGACACUGUGUGCCACACACACAUAAGCAAAGGAAUAUGACAAUGCUUAGCAAGACCUCCACCAGCUAUGUCUAAUACUGGCUUGUAGCUCAAACUCUGGGUUAUGAUCAGUGUGCUUUAUAGAGUCCUGCCAGAGACUGUAAGUACGUCAAGCAUGAGAACUUGCUUUAUGACUGCAUUUAAACUGAGAUGGAAAGUAUAAAGAGCAUAUAGGUUACAGUUUGGCACCUGUGGUAGAAAUAGAACUGACUUAACUUUGGACAUUCUGACCCCAUGUGUAUUACAUGCAUGCAUUAUUUUUGAACACAUAGAAUCCCAGUUCUCAUUUGUGUAGUUUAAAUCAAGAAUAUCCACAGUUCUUCGUAUAAUGCCAGACUACUCUUUUUUGACAAUCUAUACUAUUUACUAAGAAAUCCAAAUUGCAAUUGCUAAUCCAUACCAAUAAAACAUAUCUUAAAUAUAACCUAUUUUUCUUCCACAUUAUUUCUUAUACUAACAUAGUAACCAUUAAAAUAGUGACUUUUUCUUUUUUAAACAAUUAACUUGAAAAAUAAUAGAUAUCAAAUAAUGGAUUUUUAAUGGAAUUUAUCAAAAUAUAGAAAUGUCUAUCCAGCCAAAAGGUUUCUUAUUCCUUUAGGGAACUCAAAAGUACUAGCAAUUAAAACACCUUUAGGGAAAAAGGAGGUCUGAUUUCUCUUAGAACAUGUAAAAAGAUGUCUUUAAAACUUCUAAUGUAUAUGGUUAAAUUUGUUUAGAAGUACAUAUUCAAAUGAAAAUAAUUUAUAAAUAAAAGUAAUGUUUUUAUAACCUGUGAUUCACACCCACAAGUGAACAGCAGUAUCUAUCUUGAUAAGGUACAUCAAUAAAAGACUAUGAAUACUCAACUCUCAUCAAGAGGAAAUACAGUCCCAAUUAGGGAAUUGAGGCUUGGGUGUUGAAGGGAAUGGUUUCUGUUCCUUGUUUUAUUCUUUAGUCAUCGUACAGGUCUACACAUGCAAAGUAAAGUGAAGAAUUAAGGUAAUGAUUCAGGCAAUUAGUCAGGCUAAAAUAAGUACCUCCUUUUUAUUCUCUAAUAAAUAAAUAGGUACAGCUAAGCCAUUUUGUUUUGCUUGAAUUACAUGCAUUAUUUUCUCGUGUCUUCACUUCCCAUGUAUUAAUGUACUAUAUUAAGAUGACAACAUCAGGGUUAAAAGUGUGUGUAGUUUGGGGUGGGCAAGGAUAGACAAGUGUUUGUGGGCAAGACCAUCUCUAUGGGUUGCUUCUGAAUAUCUCCAGUAUUUGCAAGCCAACCAAUGUUUAUAUAUUCAAUUCUAAUUUCAAAUAUUCUGUUUAUUUUAUAAUAAAAUGUACUUAACUUACAGCAUGUAAUUGCAAUGAACAGAUUAAAUCUGUCACCAUCUAUUUAUUGUAUGUCCAUCCCUAUUACAAUAAAAUCAUAAAAUAAGAGU